Messenger RNA from Brachypodium distachyon (stiff brome), 949 nucleotides. RefSeq names its product 50S ribosomal protein L10, chloroplastic. Gene Ontology annotation, biological process: translation. The transcript has a single exon. NCBI's taxonomy places the organism in Eukaryota, Viridiplantae, Streptophyta, Magnoliopsida, Poales, Poaceae. Gene Ontology annotation, cellular component: large ribosomal subunit. The record is from RefSeq and is a predicted model, not a curated record. Gene Ontology annotation, molecular function: structural constituent of ribosome. Bases 14 to 697 code for a protein of 227 amino acids.
CAAGACACAACCCAUGCUCGACUCCAUCUCUCUCACACAGCCGCCGCAAAGAACCCUGAUCCGCCGCCGCCGCCGCAAUCGCCAGCCGCCGACAAUGACGUCCGUGCGGAGCGCGGCGGGGGGAGUGCUGCCGCCGAUCCGGCUGGCGGUGGAGCGGGCGCGGCAGGAGGCGCUCCGCCGCGAGCUGGACGGGUGCCAGCUGCUGGCGGGGAUCUGGUGCCACGGCUUCACGGCGGCGCAGCUCCGCAGCAUCCGGGCUUCUCUCCCGCCGACGGCGAGGCUCCUCGUGGCGAAGAACUCGGAUCUCUCCGCGGCCGUGGCGGGCACGCCGUGGGAGCAGCUGCGGCUCCACGCGAGGGGCAUGAACGCGUGGCUCUUCGUCCGCUCCGACGAGAUCCCCCCCGCGCUCCGCCCCUACCGCGACUUCCAGAAGGAGUGGAAGCUCCAGCUCAACGACUUCACCGGCGCCGUCUACGAGGGCAAGCUCUAUGGCCCCGACGACUUUGCCAAGCUCGAGUCCAUGCCCACCAGGGUGCAGUCCUACCAGUACCUGCUGGGCUGCCUCCAGAUGCCCGCCGUCUCCGUUCUCGCCGCGCUCCGCGCCCGCCAGGAGGCCAUGGCGCAGGCUGAAACGCCGCCGCCGCCCACCGAGGAUGCUGCGGCGACGGCGGCGGCUACGCCGGCGCCGGAGAAGUGAUCAGAGGUUUCUUCGUCUUUCAGUUACAAGCGCAGCAAAUGAAAACUGCUUUCUUCUCUUUUGUAGAUUUAUGCUGCACUUUGUUGCAAGAUUGGGGUUACGUGUAGUAGAAACAAACCCAUUAGCUUCUAUCAUAAGAAUGCAUUGCUCUCAUGAGCUUUCUCCGAUGCACUCUGAUUUUUUUCGAUGGGAUGGAAUGUGAUUUUGUGUUCAUUCUUGUGCUGAUUGGAAUGAGAUGGCAAUGUUAGAAGA